ACUUUUUAAAAACUAAAAUAGAAUUCUUGUUGUCACUUUCUUUCUGCUUUUUUUUUCUUUCUCUCAUCAUGUUUUCUAGGUAUUUGAUUUUCUGAUCUUCUUUGAAUCUCUUCACUAAUCAAAACCCAUUUGAAAAAGAAAGAAAAAAUGAUUCUUGAUUCUGGUUUCGCUUGUUUCCUCUCUCCUCGAGCAAGAGCAAGCUCUCAAGAACACAACAAAGCUUGGCUUUUGGAGGAAACAGGACCAAAGCUUAUGGACUCAGACCCAUAUUCAGUACACUCUUCCUUUAGGUUUAGUCUUUGCUCGCAGGUGGAGCUGGAGAAGAUGAAAAGGGAGGAACCAUCGUCGUCGUCGUUUUCUUGUCGGAAUAUCUCCGUGACCGAAGGACCUGCAACGGUUCUGCUGGUGAAUUUGGAGAGUGAGGCUAAGGAGACAGAGAAAUCGACGGAUGAGAUGAAUUGGUCGAGGGCUGUUUCACUCGAGAAGAGUAUUUCUCCGGUUGCUAAUACUACUUUGAUCCGGUUUAGUUACAGCGAAAUCGUCACCGCAACGCGCAAUUUCUCAAAAGGCAGAGUGUUGGGAAGAGGAGCUUGCAGCUAUGUGUUCAGGGGCAGAAUCGGGAUUUGGCGUAAAGCUUUGGCCAUCAAGAGACUUGAUAAAGAAGAUAAAGAAUCUCCAAAGUCGUUUUGCAGAGAGUUGAUGAUUGCAAGCUCUCUUAACAACCCUAACAUAGUGCCUCUUCUAGGGUUCUGUAUCGAUCCCAAACAAGGGCUUUUCUUGGUGUAUAAGUAUGUAUCCGGUGGCAGCCUCGAACACUAUCUACACGAUAGGAAGAAGAAGAACAAAGGUGUGAAGGUCUCAUUGUCUCUGCCUUGGUCAGCAAGGUACAAGAUCGCCUUAGGCAUUGCAGAGGCUAUAGCCUAUUUACAUAAUGGGACAGAGCAAUGCGUUGUGCAUAGAGACAUCAAACCCUCCAAUAUUCUUCUUUCCUCAAACAAAAAGCCUAAGUUAUGCGAUUUUGGGUUAGCGACUUGGACAGCUGCACCUUCAGUUCCUUUCCUCUGUAAGACAGUGAAAGGCACUUUCGGUUAUCUAGCUCCUGAGUAUUUCCAACACGGCAAGAUAUCUGAUAAGACCGAUGUUUACGCGUUUGGAGUCGUGUUACUUGAGCUAAUAACUGGUCGGAAGCCAAUCGAAGAAAGAAGACCAUCUGGUGAAGAAAAUUUGAUAGUUUGGGCGAAGCAUAGAGGCAUGGAAGCUAUAAAUGAGUUCCUUGAUCCAAGACUGACAUGUACAAGAAAAAACUUGGGUUUGAUCGAGCGUAUGAUCCGAGCUGCGAGAGCCUGUGUGAUUAACGAGGAGUCACGUAGACCUGGGAUGAAAGAGAUUCUUUCAAUCCUGAAAGGCGAUGAAGGGUUGAUAGAGCUAAGGACGUUUUCAAGCCGAAAAAUACCAAAUCUUUCGGGUUUUAUCGAGUGUUAUCCGCAGUUGCAGCGGACAAAAUCUGAGAUGAAGAGUCAUCUUGCCCUUGCGAUGCUUGGAGUAACGGAGUUUAAAGAAGAUGGUUGCUUGUAGGUAAAGGUAAAUAGUGGGAGAAAGAAGAUGAUGAGUGUAAAUAUCAGUGGUUUGUUGUCAAGUGUGAAACUUGUAAAUGUUUCUUAUUGUGAAAAACUCAGUUUGGAUUUUACUCAAAGGGUUCGGUUAAAAAAAGGGAAAAUGGGAUUUAUGAAAGUCAUCAUUGGAGUAUA
Molecule: messenger RNA, 1748 nt
Organism: Eutrema salsugineum
Lineage: Eukaryota; Viridiplantae; Streptophyta; Magnoliopsida; Brassicales; Brassicaceae
Product: probable serine/threonine-protein kinase PBL7
Exons: 6
Coding region: 148-1575 (475 amino acids)
Biological process (GO): protein phosphorylation
Molecular function (GO): protein kinase activity; ATP binding
Source: RefSeq, a predicted model, not a curated record